Molecule: messenger RNA, 1452 nt
Organism: Gloeophyllum trabeum ATCC 11539
Lineage: Eukaryota; Fungi; Basidiomycota; Agaricomycetes; Gloeophyllales; Gloeophyllaceae
Product: cytochrome P450
Exons: 6
Coding region: 1-1452 (483 amino acids)
Molecular function (GO): iron ion binding; oxidoreductase activity, acting on paired donors, with incorporation or reduction of molecular oxygen; heme binding
Source: RefSeq, a predicted model, not a curated record
AUGUUGGCCAUAGCAGUGUUGUCGGUAUGCUUACUGCGCAUCAUCUAUGUGUUGUGCUACCGCCUGUUCUUCUCUCCGCUGAGGCAUUUACCUGGGCCCUUCAUCUCCCGAGUCACCAGCCUGCAGCUUAUGUAUAAUGAAUUCACAGCCAAUCGUCGAUUGUAUGUUCACGGACUUCACAAGCUUCACGGGCCUGUAAUUCGGCUGGGGCCUAAUGAGGUCGCUUUCGCCACUGCGGAGGCGGCCAAACAGAUCUACUCUGUCGGCGGCAGUGGAUACGAGAAGCCUCGAUUCUACCACCUGUUCGCGCAUUUCGACGGACAAAUGAAUAUGUUCUCGUCAAUCUACAGGGCGGAGCACGCAGAACGGCGCAAGAGGAUUGCUGACCGAUUCACGAAGACAUGGGUUACUCAACCACAGAUAUUAGCUAUCGUCGAGGAACAUUCACGGGCAUUCGUGUCCAAGAUGGCCCAUCUAACAGCCGUGCGGAAUAGCGUCGAUGUUUAUCGCUACUUGCACGCCUACGCACUUGAUUCAGUCACGCAUUACCUCUUCCACCCCUACGGCACGCAUUCUAUUGACGGCGGCGAGGACAUGAGACAGGUGGAAGAACUCUGUUAUCAUGAUACGAUCAAAGAGCGCUACACUGAAGUCUACUUUCCGCGGCUCUACAAGCUUUUCGAUAUCUGGGUUAAGGCGUUCCGACCCAAAAAAGGUCCACAGUCCGGCUAUGUGUUGGAUCAUGUACGAAGGACAUGCACGAAGUCCGGCGUGGACGAGUCUACUAUUCUCUUCAAAUACCAGAACAUGAAGGAGGCUAUACCUCCCCUGGAGAUAGCGUCUGAGAUAAUGGAUCAACUCAUUGCAGGCAUAGACACCACCGGGGAUGCCCUGUGUUUCUUGAUGUGGCAUCUUUCCCUCCCUGAAUCGGCCUCGAUCCAGCAACGACUCCGUGCCGAACUUCUGGAGAGCACUAGUGCCCCUAUCGAUGACUUGCCCUACCUGGAUGCAGUCGUACAGGAAGGCUUGCGCGUCUAUGGCCCGGCGCCUAUGUCGUUUCCAAGAGUCGUCCCGGACGAUGGAAGAGUACUCGAGGGGUACUUCCUUCCCGGGGGUACUAUCGUGAGCUCCCAACCUUGGACAUUGCACCGGUUCGACACCGCCACAUUCCCCGAUCCCGAGGCUUUCAUUCCUGAAAGAUGGCUUGACGAGGAAGGUAAAGCGGAGAGGAAUAGACUUUUCUUCGCUUUUGCAGCGGGAGGCAGAGGCUGCAUCGGGAAGAACUUGGCUGUGCUGGAGAUGAAGAUGUUGCUGAAGGAAGUCUAUUCCGCGUACAAAACGAAAGUUGCCCCGGACAUGACAGCCAGCAUGGAGAUAUCCGAUCAAAUCAUAGUAUCGAGGCCCAAGGAUCAGAUAUGUCUUCUCUCUUUCGAGCCCAUUGAAGCAGCCUAG